AUGUCUCAACCCACCUCCUCCACCAAGCCCAAUGACCCGGUGACAACACUCCAGUCAUGUGCUGUCAAGAUCGGUGGCGACGAAUUCUUUGGUGGAAAGAAGCUCGGCGUCUCAGAUAUCGAGACGAAGCUCAUUACCCUGCGGCCUAAGACCCUAGAGCAGUAUUUCGGGCUCUUCAUCGACUUCCCUCUCGCCGCUUCGAAUGAGGAUAAAGGCUUCGGACAGUGUCAUGCAAUUGACUACCAAUCUCGCUCGCCGGUUCCAUGCGAGUCCCGAAGGCUCAAAGUCAAGUUCCCUCACGAGAUCGAGGUCAAUUUCCGGGCCGCAACCGAAGAAGAGGCUUCCAACCUUCCGAAAGGAAAAGCCAAGAUGUCCUGGGUCGAAGUUGCUCUCAAGAAAGACGCCAAGGUCACGGAGCAGUUCACCUUCAUCGUCUCCGAGCCCCACCCACUGUUGCAAAACAAGGUGGACGUGACCAGCCUACCAGCCAGCUUCGAUUUCGGCUAUGGUGACAUCCACUCCUGGGACAUGGAGAGAUAUAUGCAGCAGCUCAGCGAGAUCAAGGGCGGCCAGAUCGAAGCUUCUUGGAACCACUAUACAGAUGACUCUUACGUGGCUUCCAAGCAAGAAUAUGAGGUUCUGAAAGGGAUGCAACCGCCAUCUACAGUCAAUGCCAUCCAAGGCCAAGAGGCAGAUAUGGUUGUUGUUAUUACAGCGGCUACCCGCGGCGCUGGUGCUGGUUUCACCUCGGACGAGCGUCGACUUAAUGUUAUGUUAAGUCGACACAAGUGUGCUCUCGUCAUCUUCAGUGACAUCGCCACGGUGAACUACAAGGGCAAGGGUAAGGGAAAGAGAAAGGCAGAGAGGGUCAUGUUGCCUACUGGAGAGGUGUCGUUCCAGAAGGCUCGGAUGUUAAAGGAUGUCCGCAAGGCGCUUGCUGAGGCAGGGCGCGUGGCUGUAGUCGAGUGUAAGCCGAAUAAGGGCAAGAGAAAAGCUGAGGAUGAGGCUGCUAGAUAG
Messenger RNA from Fusarium sp. VM40, 1017 nucleotides. Lineage: Eukaryota; Fungi; Ascomycota; Sordariomycetes; Hypocreales; Nectriaceae. The record is from the annotation of a GenBank genome assembly.